AUUUUUUUUUUCUCUUUACCCUUUUUCUCUUACACUAUAAUCAUGGCAGCUAAUUAUUGGGCAUCGUCGCAAAGAAUGCAUUGGAUGCUCGACCGAUGGAGCUUAGCGAAAAGUAAAGAAGAAGAUUUAAAAUACGUGUCCGAAGCGGAUUAUGUGAAGAUUAGAAUCUGGUUUUGUCAUUUAAUCCAGAAAUUAGCAAAACGAUUACAAUUAAGGCAACAAGUCGUAGCUACAGCAUUUGUAUAUUUUAAACGAUUUUACAUAAAUAAUAGUCUACGAUGUACGGAUCCGAUACUUGUCCUGGUUACCUGUGUAUAUCUAGCUACAAAAAUUGAAGAAUGUCCAAUUCAUAUCAAGAUGGUAACACAGGAAGCAAAGGUAGUUUUCCAAGCCGAGUUUGGUGGAUUUCCUUAUGACAGUUUCAAGGUAGCCGAGUUUGAAUUUUACUUGCUGGAAGAGCUGGAAUUUUACUUGAUUGUUUGGCAUCCAUAUCGAUCAUUGACGCAAGUGUGUAACGAACUGGGCAUGAGAGAAUCAGGAUUACAAUAUGCAUGGUUUAUCGUGAACGAUUCUUAUAGAACAGAUGUGAGCCUUUUAUACCCGCCUCACCUCAUUGCUUUGGCUGCCAUCUAUCUUACCGUCGUUCUCAAUCAUGCUGAUUUCGCACCUGGAUCCGCUGGUGACCAACGCGAUAUGAAGCAAUGGUUUGCUGAUCUGAAUGUAGAUAUCAAGAGUAUUAUCGAAAUUAGUCAAGAAAUCCUUUCUAUCUACGAAGUAUGGGCUGAUUGGAAAGAAGAGAAAAUGCUAGCCCUAUAUAAGGAAUUAAAAAACAAGUGAGCGCACUCUAUCACCACCUAUUUAUGUACAUAGAUUUUUUUUUUUUUUUUAGUGUUUUGCUGUUUCUUUAAUAAUAAAAAGCUUGUGUACUUACACAUACCUGUACAUCAUCA
This is a messenger RNA of Mucor mucedo, 950 nucleotides long. RefSeq names its product G1/S-specific cyclin-C. Gene Ontology annotation, cellular component: nucleus; mediator complex. Gene Ontology annotation, biological process: positive regulation of transcription by RNA polymerase II. The transcript is spliced from 5 exons. Gene Ontology annotation, molecular function: cyclin-dependent protein serine/threonine kinase regulator activity. The record is from RefSeq and is a predicted model, not a curated record. Bases 43 to 837 code for a protein of 264 amino acids. Lineage: Eukaryota; Fungi; Mucoromycota; Mucoromycetes; Mucorales; Mucoraceae.